AGGAAGAGGCGUGGUCACAUUGCCUUACGUCUCCCUGGAAGGCAGCCCUGCUGAAGGUUGCUGCUAUCUAUUCGCCUUAACUGCCAUCGGCCCUCUUCCUUGUCGUCAUCAUCAUGGCUGCCGGUACCGAAGAGCCUUUCCCCUUCCAUGGCCUGCUACCCAAGAAGGAGACCGGAGCAGCGUCCUUCCUCACUCGGUACCCCCAGUACGAUGGGCGCGGGGUGCUGAUUGCUGUGCUGGAUACCGGGGUGGACCCGGGGGCUCCGGGGAUGCAGCAAACAACAGAUGGAAAACCCAAGAUUAUUGACAUCAUUGAUACAACUGGAAGUGGUGAUGUGUGCACUAGUACUGUGGUUGAACCAAAAGAUGGUAUCAUAGCUGGCCUUUCCGGGAGGACUUUAAAGAUUCCCACAAGCUGGAAAAAUCCUUCGGGUAGAUAUCAUAUCGGUGAAAAGAAUGGCUUUGACUUUUAUCCAAAGGCCCUCAAAGAGCGACUGCAGAAAGAGCGAAAAGAAAAGUUGUGGGAUCCCACCCAUCGAGCCAUACUAGCAGACGCAUGCAGAAAGCAGGAGGAGAUUGACACAGGCUCAAACAGUCAAACCCAGUUGGGAAAACUGAUCAAAGAAGAUGUUCAAAAUCAAGUAGAACUGCUGAAUUCAUUUGAGAAGAAGUAUAGUGAUCCGGGUCCAGUGUAUGACUGUUUGGUGUGGCAUGAUGGGGAAAUGUGGCGUGCCUGCAUGGACACAAGUGAAUGUGGGGAUCUUGAAACUUGCACUGUAUUAGGAAAUUACAGAGAAAUGCAAGAAUAUGCCUCGUUUGGUACAUCAGAAAUGCUGAAUUACUCAGUAAACAUUUACGAUGAAGGGAAUUUGCUGUCUAUUGUAACAAGUGGAGGUGCUCAUGGGACACACGUUGCUAGCAUUGCUGCGGGUCACUUUCCUGAUGAACCUGAAAGAAAUGGUGUAGCUCCAGGGGCCCAGAUCCUAGCCAUAAAGAUCGGUGAUACUAGGCUCAGCACAAUGGAGACUGGCACAGGACUGAUUAGAGCGAUGAUUGAAGCAAUAAAGUAUAAAUGUGACCUGGUCAAUUACAGUUAUGGUGAAGCAACGCACUGGCCGAAUUCUGGGAGAAUAUGUGAGGCAAUAAAUGAAGCCGUGUGGAAGCAUAACGUCAUUUAUGUGUCAAGUGCUGGAAAUAAUGGUCCAUGUCUUUCCACUGUUGGCUGUCCAGGUGGAACUACCUCCAGUGUCAUUGGUGUGGGUGCCUAUGUAUCGCCAGACAUGAUGGUUGCAGAAUAUUCCCUCCGUGAAAAACUUCCUGCCAAUCAGUACACAUGGUCUUCAAGAGGUCCUAGCACUGAUGGAGCUCUUGGAGUUAGUAUUAGUGCUCCAGGAGGAGCUAUUGCAUCCGUGCCAAACUGGACAUUGCGGGGUACUCAGCUAAUGAAUGGAACAUCCAUGUCUUCUCCGAAUGCUUGUGGAGGCAUUGCACUAGUAUUAUCAGGUCUUAAAGCAAAUGAUGUUGCUUACACUGUGCAUUCAGUGAGAAGAGCGUUGGAGAAUACUGCUUUAAAAGCUGAAAACAUUGAAGUUUUUGCCCAAGGGCAUGGCAUUAUUCAGGUCGACAAAGCCUAUGACUACCUCAUGCAGAACACCUCAUUAAUCAAUAAAAUAGGUUUUACCAUUUCUGUUGGAAACGGCCGUGGAAUUUAUCUCAGGGAUCCAGUUCAGGUUUCUGCACCCUCAGACUAUGGUGUAGGCAUUGAACCAACGUUCCCCGAAAAUACAGAUAAUGUUGAGAGAAUUUCCCUCCAACUUCACUUGGCUCUUACAUCCAAUGCCACCUGGAUUCAGUAUCCUAGCCACCUGGAGCUGAUGAACCAAUGUAGACACAUAAACGUCCGUGUGGAUCCCCGGGGUCUGAGAGAAGGGGUGCAUUAUACAGAGAUAUGUGGAUAUGAUAUAUGUGCCCCUACUUCUGGUCCAUUAUUCAGAGUUCCUGUAACUGUUGUCAUACCAGCAAGGCUCAGUGAGUCUGCGUCAUAUGAUUUGGAGUGUAAAGAUGUACUUUUCAAAUCUGGGCAAAUAAAGCGUCAUUUUAUAGAAGUUCCUCAAGGUGCAACCUGGGCUGAGGUUAAUGUGACCUCCCGCUCUUCUGAUGUGGCCUCCAAGUUUGUUCUGCAUGCUGUUCAGCUGGUUAAGCAGAAAGCUUACCGAAGUCACGAGUUUUACAAAUUCACUUCUCUACCUGAAAAUGGCGCUGUGACGGAAGCAUUUCCUGUUCUGAGUGGCAAAACCAUUGAAUUUUGCAUUGCACGUUGGUGGGCAAGUCUCAGUGAUGUGAAUAUUAAUUACUCGAUUUCCUUUCAUGGGCUUGUUUGUGGCCAAUCUCAACUGAACAUUCAUGCAUCUGAAGGCACGGCUCGUUUUGAUGUAUCCUCUACUUUAAAGUAUGAGGAUUUGUCUCCUAGCAUUAGUUUGAAAAAUUGGGUGCAAACUUUAAGGCCUGUCAGCGCCAAGACGAGACCUUUGGGAGUUCGUGAUAUUUUGCCAAACAACCGUCAUCUAUACGAGAUAGCUUUAACUUAUAAUUUCCAUCAGCCCAAAAGUGGAGAAGUGACGCCUAGCUGCCCGCUGCUUUGUGAUUUGUUGUAUGAAUCGGAGUAUGAUAGCCAGUUAUGGAUGCUCUACGACCAGAACAAAAGACAGAUGGGAGCAGGAGAUGCCUACCCACACCAGUAUGCUGUGAAACUUGAAAAAGGAGAUUAUACAAUUCGAAUGCAGGUCCGCCAUGAGCAGAUGUCUGAAUUGGAACGAUUGAAAGACCUUCCUUUUGUGGUUUCUCAUAGAAUGUCAAACACUUUGAGUUUGGAUGUUUUUGAAAGUCACAGUUUGGCUCUUUUGGGAAAGAAAAAGGUCAAUACAAUAACUUUGCCACCAAAACACAGCCAGCCUUUCUUCGUUACAAUGUUGCCUGAUGAUAAAAUACCUAAAGGUGCUGGGCCAGGCUGCUACCUCAGUGGCACUCUGACGCUGUCCAAGACAGAACUUGGCAAAAAAGCGGGGCAGUCUGCAGCAAAGCGACAAGGAAAAUAUAAAAAGGAUGUGAUUUCUGUGCAUUACCAUUUGAUACCAGCAUCAACAAAACCUAAGAACGGCAGCAAGGACAAAGAGAAAGAAGCUGAAAAGGAGAAAGAUGUGAAAGAAGAAUUUUCAGAUGCUCUCAGAGACUUAAAGAUUACGUGGAUGCCAAAGCUUGAAAGCAAUGAUAUCUUCAAUGAAUUGAAGGAAGCCUUUCCAAACCAUCUUCCCCUGUAUGUUGCAAGGCUUCAUCAGCUGGAUUCCGAAAAGGUAACAUUCAUUUUUGAGGAAAGAAUCAAGCUCAUAAAUGAAAUAAUUGCAGCUGCUGAGGAAGUCAUUUCUAGAAUUGAUCAGACCGCUCUUGCCUUGUUUUUUGCCAUGAAAUCCGAUCCAAGACCUGACGCAGCCACUAUAAAAAAUGACAUGGAGAAGCAGAAGGGCACCCUGAUUGAUGCUCUGUGUCGAAAAGGCUGUGGCUUGGCAGACAAGGUACUCCACCUCCAGUCCAAAGAUGGUGCUGCAUCAUGCGACGAUGGGAGAGAAGAUGACCAAGAGGCCGCUCUCGAGGCUGCUCUAGAGGCCUUAAAUGAAACUUACUGGGAAAUUGCAAAAUGGAUUGAUGUUUAUGACUCGAAGGUUUUGCAGUUUGUCUACAAACAUGCUUUAGCAAAUAAACUAUAUGGACGAGGAAUUAAAGCUGCAACAAAAAUAGUAGAAGAGAAGCCAACUAAAGACAACUGGAAAAACUGUGUCCAGUUAAUGAAAUUGCUUGGUUGGACCCAUUGUGCAACUUUUACAGAAAACUGGAUCCCAGUCAUGUUUCCCCCGGAUUACAGCAUUUUCUAAAAUUCCAGCUGCAAUAUCAUUUGAUACAAAAUGUCUUAUACAUGAGAAUAUUUAGCUCUCCCAGACGUCUGUUUUUUUUGUUUUUUUUUUAAAGCAUGUAUUCUGUUAAUACAAUGGUUAAACUAUGUAUUUAUCUGCCAAUGCACCCAUGUGCAUUAUUGUGUGUGUGUGGUAUUUGGAUGGCCUAGGGUUGUUGCAUGUGUUAAUAAUAAUUUUUAACUCGAGACCUGGAUUUUACAGUAAUCAUCAUAUUUUUAACAUUUUUAUGUUGAGGUUAUAAAGGCCUAAAUAGUUCAAAUAAGUAAGAUUUUUAUUUAUAGAAGGAAAUUUAAAAAAAUGCAUAGCCUUUACCCACAUAUGGUAAAGGUAGCAGUUUUCUGGGCUGAGCUAAUUGGAAUGCAACUUAUUAAGGGUCCACCAACUGGCAUUUCUAGUGCAGUGAUCAGCUACAUUUUUAAAUGAUUUUAGCUUGGCCCACAACAUGCUUAUCUCCAGUAUGUGUAGACAACAGGUGCACUUUAAAUACAUGCUAUAGUUUACAUAAAAGAAGAUCCCACCUAAUAAUUUUUAGGGUUGGUGAAUUGGAGUAAAAGCACUUUGUGUGCAUUUAUCUCUGGUGCUCUUGAAUUUCUGCCCAGAGUCAUCACCAACCCCCCCCCCCUUGCUUAUGCAAGAAAGUGCCCACUGACUGUUUCUAGUUGUCAAGCCCCGUUGAAUAGUGUGAAAUGUUGGGCAGAAUUCUUUACAAAAAUGCACAGAUGUUUUACCAUCCACUGACUUUUGUAAUAAAUGGAUUUCAGAGUUUGGUUUUGUUUCCAGUGUCAGUAACGGACCUUCAUGUUUGAGUAGUUGUGCUUUCACAAGUCUAGCAUUUACUCUUCAUUGUAUGUAAAGGAAAUAUCGGUCAUCAAGGAGUUUUUCAGGCAAUAGCAUAAUUUUGUAUAUGAAUUAAAAUAAAGACACGUGCCAGGCAUUUAAUGUUUCUUUAAUCGGGUAUAUUGUACAGUUAUACAUAUGUUUAUCAUCAUACUUAUGUAAAAUAAAACAAGUCGUGCACAGAACAAAUAUGUUACAAA
Molecule: messenger RNA, 5002 nt
Organism: Rana temporaria (common frog)
Lineage: Eukaryota; Metazoa; Chordata; Amphibia; Anura; Ranidae
Gene: TPP2
Product: tripeptidyl peptidase 2
Exons: 30
Coding region: 114-3926 (1270 amino acids)
Biological process (GO): proteolysis
Cellular component (GO): cytosol
Molecular function (GO): tripeptidyl-peptidase activity; serine-type endopeptidase activity
Source: RefSeq, a predicted model, not a curated record